Molecule: messenger RNA, 2779 nt
Organism: Egretta garzetta (little egret)
Lineage: Eukaryota; Metazoa; Chordata; Aves; Pelecaniformes; Ardeidae
Gene: LETM2
Product: leucine zipper and EF-hand containing transmembrane protein 2
Exons: 10
Coding region: 22-1452 (476 amino acids)
Biological process (GO): intracellular monoatomic cation homeostasis
Cellular component (GO): mitochondrial inner membrane
Molecular function (GO): ribosome binding
Source: RefSeq, a predicted model, not a curated record
GGCCAGUGACUCCGUGGCACCAUGGCCGCCUACGGCCGUAACGCGCUGCUCGCCGCAGCCAGGUCCAGUUUCAGAGGCUCCCAUCUUCUUGCGCGCUCCCAUCCUCCGUACUCGCCAGCAGUUGCGUUUGUCCAGCUAGUGGGUUCUCAUUUACACCGGCCUUGCGUGAGAGACUCUGAAAACCGGGCAUCGCUGCACUGCGCGGGGUUGGGCACUGGCCUGCCUCACUCACCAGCUACAGUUGUGCGAACGUUUCACGCGUCCACCUGCUUGCGCCUGGAGCUCCGAGGUGAACCUCCGCCCCAACGAAGUACUGUGAACCAGGGUACUAAGCCUCCUGACACUCCAACGAAACAAGUCCCAGAGACUGCCGUGGGAAAAAAGCCUUUACGCCAAAAAAUUGUGGAUGAACUGAAACACUAUUACAAUGGCUUCCACUUGCUUUGGAUUGACACCAAGGUGGCUGCCAGGAUGGUGUGGAGGCUCUUACACGGUCAGGUCCUCACUAGGAGGGAGAGACGAAGGUUGCUGAGAACUUGCGCAGAUCUCUUCCGGCUGGUUCCCUUCCUGGUGUUUGUCAUCGUCCCCUUCAUGGAAUUUCUGUUACCUGUAUUCUUGAAACUCUUUCCUGAAAUGCUGCCCUCGACAUUCGAGACAGAGUCAAAAAAGGAAGAAAAGCAGAAGAAGAAAUUAAAUGCAAAGCUGGAGUUAGCAAAGUUCCUGCAGGAGACCAUUGCAGAGAUGGCCAAAAGGAACAAAGCAGAUACAGGGCAAGGAAAACAAUUCUCCUCUUAUGUACACCAGAUUCGUCACACCGGCCAUCAGCCCAGUACCCAAGAGAUCGUACGCUUCUCCAAGCUGUUUGAGGACGAGCUGACCCUGGAGCACUUGGAACGGCCGCAGUUGGUGGCUCUUUGCAAAUUGCUUGAGCUGCAGCCCAUUGGCACCAACAACCUGCUCCGCUUUCAACUUCUGCUGAGACUCAGGACAAUCAAGGCGGACGAUGAAAUGAUUGCCAAGGAAGGAGUCAAUGGCCUAAGUGUGUCUGAACUGCAGAGUGCAUGCAGAGCCAGAGGAAUGCGGUCACUGGGUCUCUCAGAGGAGCAACUAAAGGAACAGCUCAGACAGUGGCUGGAUCUGCAUUUAAAAGAGAAUGUUCCACCUUCUCUGCUCCUACUUUCCCGUGCCUUGUACUUAAUAGAUGUAAAGCCACAAUCUAUUCCGGUUCCACAAAAUAAGACAGGUGAAACUGCUGAAAUCACGACACCCGUUCCUGGAGGUCAAGAGACCCUUGUGGAUCCUGCCCCCAUUGUACAGGGAAGAAAGAGUGAAGAGUUUGUAUCUCAGCCACCAGAGAAAUUGCCGAUUUCAGCAGUGUCUGUGAAGCCUCCCCCACGAGAGGCCAAAAUGGAAGCGUCUCAGAGCAGCAAGGCCGGCGCCAACGGAGCCUAGCCCGAAGCCAGCAAGGACUGCCUAACACUGGGAGAGAAGAGCUUUCAUCUCUGCACCCCCUUAAAAGGGAAGAGUGACUUUUCCAGGAGCCUGCUUGACACAAGAAGGUGUCAGUAGCCCUCGGGGGCCUCUUUGUCUAUUCCAAGCAACUCAACCAGGCUAAGGCUGUCUGGGUGGCACCGGCUGCUCGUGUGGACUGGAUCCCCUACCCCCACCACUUUAACUUAUGCUGUAAAUAUGUUAAUAAUGAUGCUACUGUCUGUGCUGAAGGGGCAUUUGUGCUCUUAAACCUUAGGAAAGGCAGCUUUUCACAGUCCUAAAGGCCCAGGUGCAGAACAAACUGGGCUGGAAGUCCAGUAAAGCCUGUUCUAGUUUGAAAUCCUCUGCAGGAACAUACCCACAAAUCCAGGACUUGCAGCUUGCCCUGCUGCCCCAGCUUUACAAACUUCAGCUCUUGAUCCUAGUUAGCGUGGUUUAACCAAUAACGAGUGCACAGUGACCCAUGUAUUUAACUCACUUUCGUACCAAGGAGAACAGCCACGGCAAAGGGAGGACCAAUGCUCUCAUCAGUGGCAUGGCUGAACUGUUCAGAAAGACUCAAGAACUUGCUGGAGAAGAGCAGAGCAGCGAGGAGGACAGCUUCCACCGCACGAGCGUUUGCAUUUGUCAGUGGGAGCCACAGCAGGGGCCAGACCCUGUUACAGAAGGCAGAGACGCAUCUUUAGCAUCCCCCUGCAUCAUGCGAGGUGGCAGCCACACGCCUUUCCCCAAGUCCAAUGUAAGACUUGGUUAAACCUUCCCAGGCUCAGAACUGCACAUCAGCAAGUGCUCCCAGACUUUACUGUGCUCUGCACAGGGAUUCUUCACACACUCCAGCGCUGGCUAGGUUUUUGGUAGACUCUUUAGGAGGAUACGGAAAAGCUGUUUUUAGCAUUUGGUAAUUUUUUUUACUCUGUCCUAUGUAAAUGUUCAUAAAUUACUCACAUUAUGGAUUUUAAAUAUGUCUAUUUAUACUUACUGUAAAAUAAGGGUUAGUCUUGGUGCUAAGUAGAAUGGAAUGUCUUUUCUAGAGGUCAGUCAGCCUUUAGAACAAAGCCAGUCGUCUCAAGGUCAGGCGUUAUCAGCACUUUAACCGUGACUUUGGGCUCUUUCUAGCGGUGCAGAAACAGCUUGCAGAUGGCAGCUACCCCCGUACGGCGUUCGUGGUCCCGUACCUGCCCCCCGCCUUGUUAGCCAGUAUGCAACGCUGAAUAUUUGUAUUUAAUGGGUGAUUAGUAAAUCAGAACAAACAUCACUUCAAUAAAAUAACCCUGUUGCUCAAGUGUCA